Tigriopus californicus is the source of this 1436-nucleotide messenger RNA. RefSeq lists its product as uncharacterized. Bases 99 to 1310 code for a protein of 403 amino acids. Gene Ontology annotation, molecular function: ligand-gated monoatomic ion channel activity. Lineage: Eukaryota; Metazoa; Arthropoda; Copepoda; Harpacticoida; Harpacticidae. The transcript is spliced from 4 exons. Gene Ontology annotation, cellular component: membrane. The record is from RefSeq and is a predicted model, not a curated record.
AUGUGGCCACCAGAGCGUAUUGUCCCAAUCGCGAUUGGAUCCCUUUGGGCACGAAUCCCAGUUUGAUUCGGUGGGAACCAAAAUUUGGUUGCCCAAGCAUGGAGCCUUUCAAAGUCUCUUAUCGUGGAUUACCUCCUUACGUUUAUCACUUGCCAACGGGGUCAGUGGGACUCGACAUUGAUUUGGUCCGAAUCCUGGCCCAAAAGCUAAAGAUGAAUCUUGAAAUGUUUGAAUUCGACUCAUGGAUAGAUAUUGAUCCCCAAACUGGUGCUUUGGGAGGAUCUGUGGGAUUAGUUAUGAAUGGUACUUACGACAUGGUGGUAGGCAAUCUGCCUUUCCCCGUUGGAGUUAUUAAGAAGUCCACGAAUCUGACCACGUUCAUUUAUGAUCUGGAUAUCAAGAUGACAACAGCUAAACCAAGACCCUUAACCCCUCUCCUAAAUGUGAUUCGUCCAUUCAGCCCUACCAUUUGGAUGACUUCUUUCGGUACAAUCAUUUUUUGCGGAAUGGUGUUUGCCCUCAAGAGCAGGAGUCAUAAGAUUCGGAGCCAAGUCAUCCUGUGGUGGAUGCUAGGAGUCCUGCUUAGUCAGUCUCGUUCCUCCAAGGGUCUUCGGAGGGCAAAAGUGCAUUUGAUCAUGGUCGUUUGGAUGUUCUUUACCUUUUGUUUGAAGCAUUUCUAUGAGUGCAACUUUCGGGCCAAUCUCAUUGCGGUGGAUUACGAGCCUACAAUAGAUUCGAUCCCAGAUCUCGUGAAACUUGGUCGACGCUUAUACAUCCCAUCAGGAACACAAUUUCAGGACAUGCUGGAUGGAUAUCCGGAUCCAAACUUUAAAUUUCUUGGUCAAAUGGCCCGACAAGAGGGACUCAUGUUCAAUUAUGAUGAACAGGGACUCGUGGAAUACGAAGCAGAGCAGAUCAUCCUCAAAAACGGGGAUGGAUUUUUGCUCAAUGAGUACAUGGGACUAGCCACGUUUGGCAAUCUGGAGGAUCGUUACGACGGGCACAAUCCAUAUCGAAUCUCUAAGAAUGUCAUAUUUCCGUCAAUGGGAUAUUUUUUGACCCGAGCGAAUUUUCCUCAUCUCAUGGAUCUUGAUUGCUUAAUCCUUUCACUGUACGAAUCAGGCAUCCCAAAUCACUUACGAAAAUCAUACAUCAGUCCCAAAUACCUUGUUCCUUCGCAGGAUCAAGUUGUUCAUAUGGAGCCCUUCCAUUUGGAACAAGUGUUUGCGCCAUUUUUUAUGUUGAGCACAGGGUUGAUUGUGUCGAGUAUUGUUUUUGCUUGGCAGCGUUACACACUUGAACUUGAGUAGCUUUAUUCUUAAUUUCAUCAAUUUAUCAAAUCAAUGUGAUUUUUACAGUUUCUGCUAAAGGAAAUCGUAAAUAAUGGAUUCGUGAAUUCGCAAAGUUCGACGAUCAAGAAUACAAUUUUUUUUGGA